Molecule: messenger RNA, 4605 nt
Organism: Chlorocebus sabaeus (green monkey)
Lineage: Eukaryota; Metazoa; Chordata; Mammalia; Primates; Cercopithecidae
Gene: SLC17A8
Product: solute carrier family 17 member 8
Biological process (GO): transmembrane transport; regulation of synapse structure or activity; neurotransmitter loading into synaptic vesicle
Cellular component (GO): synaptic vesicle membrane; excitatory synapse
Molecular function (GO): neurotransmitter transmembrane transporter activity; L-glutamate transmembrane transporter activity
Source: RefSeq, a predicted model, not a curated record
AAAUAAUUUUAUUUAUCCUGAGGAGUCAGUGGAGAGUUCUAAGCAGGUUCUUGAUAUCUUUCGGCUCAGAAAUCUUCAAGUAGAUGGUUCCAAAUGGCAUCUACUAUCAUACUUUAAGAGAGCCUGCUCUGUUGAUUAGGAGCAAAUAAAUGUCCUCCUGGAUGUAUGUGGCCUGGGUUUUGCAUUUGGGCUACUCAAAUGCAAGUUGCUCCUGGGACCACAUCCAUGCUAGUGGCUGGCUGAAAAAUGGCUUCAUGGCUCUCAUGAGGGGAAUAAAAGACAUGGAGUGGUGGCUGUGAGCCUGUCUGCAGGGCCAGACCUCAGAAAAGCAGAGGGUUGUAAAUGUUUCAUAAACUUCUCUCUGGGUGCUUGCUCUGGCUGAGAGCCCAUUCAUAAGCCGAGGCGGCUGAGGGGCAGGUAUUGUGCCGGUUACUAUAGCAUCACCUUGGAAAGGCUCACUUGGUGAGAGCCGCAGGCGAGCUGGGGUGGGGCAGGAGGGGGACGCGGCUGGCUGCAGGGGCUGGAGCUAGGCCACGGAUGCUGCUGCUGGUCUCAGGACUUCUGGUGGUCUGGAGUUCAUGUUAGCGUCCCCAGCUGCAGCCCAGGGACAGAGAGAGGCUGCGCUCAGUCUGAGAGUGGCUGCCUGAGACAGCGGCCACAGGCUGCUGCAGAGCGUGUAGCUUUUGCAAGGGGCUGAAUUCCCAGCCAGACAUCCCUUGGCCUCUUUUUUGGAGGGGUGGGGAGCAGAGACAGGAGGGAGUUGUCUUGUCUUGGAAGACCCGGGCUGGGUUUCAUCUCCUUUUUGAUUUUGAGUAAUUCCCUCCAUGAGAACUGACUUCCAGGUGUUCACCAAGGGAAACAAGGUGGUCCUCACACUGGAAAUGAGAAAGGAUGACAGUUUCUGAGACUGACUGUUAACGGCUCAGAGGUACCCUUCAUUCAAAAUGCCUUUUAAAGCAUUUGAUACCUUCAAAGAAAAAAUUCUGAAACCUGGGAAGGAGGGAGUGAAGAACGCCGUGGGAGAUUCUUUGGGAAUUUUACAAAGAAAAAUCGAUGGGAGCACUGAGGAAGAAGAUAACAUUGAGCUGAAUGAAGAAGGAAGGCCAGUGCAGAUGUCCAGGCCAAGCCCCCCUCUCUGCGACUGCCACUGCUGUGGCCUCCCCAAGCGUUACAUCAUUGCUAUCAUGAGUGGGCUGGGAUUCUGCAUUUCUUUUGGGAUCCGAUGCAAUCUUGGAGUUGCCAUUGUGGAAAUGGUCAACAACAGCACUAUAUAUGUCGAUGGAAAACCGGAAAUUCAGACGGCACAGUUUAACUGGGAUCCAGAAACAGUGGGCCUUAUCCAUGGAUCUUUUUUCUGGGGCUAUAUUAUGACACAAAUUCCAGGUGGUUUCAUUUCAAACAAGUUUGCUGCUAACAGGGUCUUUGGAGCUGCCAUCUUCUUAACAUCGACUCUGAACAUGUUCAUUCCCUCUGCAGCCAGAGUGCAUUACGGAUGCGUCAUGUGUGUCAGAAUUCUGCAAGGUCUAGUGGAGGGUGUGACCUACCCAGCCUGCCAUGGGAUGUGGAGUAAGUGGGCACCACCUUUGGAGAGAAGCCGACUAGCCACAACCUCUUUUUGUGGUUCCUAUGCAGGGGCAGUGGUUGCCAUGCCCCUGGCUGGGGUGUUGGUGCAGUACAUUGGAUGGUCCUCUGUCUUUUAUAUUUAUGGUAUGUUUGGGAUUAUUUGGUACAUGUUUUGGCUGUUGCAGGCCUAUGAGUGCCCAGCAGCUCAUCCAACAAUAUCCAAUGAGGAGAAGACCUACAUAGAGACAAGCAUAGGAGAGGGGGCCAGCGUGGUUAGUCUAAGUAAAUUUAGUACCCCAUGGAAAAGAUUUUUCACAUCUUUGCCGGUUUAUGCAAUCAUUGUGGCAAAUUUUUGCAGAAGCUGGACCUUUUAUUUGCUCCUUAUAAGUCAGCCUGCUUAUUUUGAAGAGGUCUUUGGAUUUGCAAUAAGUAAGGUGGGUCUCUUGUCAGCAGUCCCACACAUGGUUAUGACAAUCGUUGUACCUAUUGGAGGACAAUUGGCUGAUUAUUUAAGAAGCAGACAAAUUUUGACCACAACUGCUGUCAGAAAAAUCAUGAACUGUGGAGGUUUUGGCAUGGAGGCAACCUUACUCCUGGUGGUUGGCUUUUCCCAUACCAAAGGGGUGGCUAUCUCCUUUCUGGUGCUUGCUGUAGGAUUUAGUGGCUUUGCUAUUUCAGGUUUUAAUGUCAACCACCUGGAUAUUGCCCCCCGCUAUGCCAGCAUUCUCAUGGGGAUCUCAAAUGGAGUGGGAACCCUCUCUGGAAUGGUCUGUCCCCUCAUUGUCGGUGCAAUGACCAGGCACAAGACCCGUGAAGAAUGGCAGAAUGUGUUCCUCAUAGCUGCCCUGGUGCAUUACAGUGGUGUGAUCUUCUAUGGGGUCUUUGCUUCUGGGGAGAAACAGGAGUGGGCUGACCCAGAGAAUCUCUCUGAGGAGAAAUGUGGAAUCAUUGACCAGGAUGAGUUAGCUGAGGAGACAGAACUCAACCAUGAGAGUUUUGUGAGUCCCAAAAAGAUGAUGUCUUAUGGAGCCACCAUCCAGAAUUGUGAAGUCCAGAAGAAGGAAUGGAAAGGACAGAGAGGAGUGACCCUUGAUGAGGAAGAGCCGACAUCCUACCAGAAUGAAGAGAGAAACUUCUCAGCUACAUCCUAAUGUCUGAGGUGCACUUCUGUCUUCUCCUUACUUUAGAACCAGAAACUAUCCAUACCUAUUGCCUUUCUUUUAGCCCAGCUUGUCAGAAGUCCAAAUAUGGGGAGGGGAGAAGAUCUACCCAGCAACAAGGAAAAGAGAAAUACUAUCUUUCAAUGACACGUAUAGGUAAGGAGCUGUGCUCAGCUGGUAACAUAGUUGAUAAUACAUAUUUUUUUAAUUGACAGUUGACCCUUCUCUCAAAGAGCUGAACUUACUCAGAAAGGAAUGACUAGACGAAAAAGGAGACAAUACCAUGUUGUUCAAAGAAACAUUGAAGGAAAUGGGGAUGUUUGGCCAGAAGGAAUGUAAACAGUAGCAGUAGCUGCCACCACAUCUCUAGGGUAGCUAUGCAGAGGAGGGCUUCAUAUUCCCAAUAAACCCCACGUUGUGGCAGGUGCUUUAUAAACACUCUUAUUUAAUCUCCGCACCUUUAUGACACACAUUUCUUAUCCCCAUUUUAUAACCAAGAAAUCUAAAGCAACAAGAAAUGAACUUGCUCAAGGUCAUCUGCCAGGGUCAGUGCUGAGAUUGUUGAAGCUCCCAAUAGGUGGCAGUUUUUGGGAAGAAGAUUUCCAUUCAGUGUAGGGAAGACAUUUGUAAUAAUGAAAACUGACAAUGGAGUAAUUGUGAGUAAUUCACCAUUUUAACAGGUGUCAGGGAAGGGAAACAUUGGGUUGAUGAGGCAGAGGGGAUUCAAAUGUGUGAGAGGCUAGAUUCAAAGACCCUCAGUGUUCUAUGUUAUCUGAGGAGUCAAAUGGUUCUGUGACUUCAUAGUUUUUAAACUAAUAAGGGUCACAGACUACAUCAGAGAUUCAAAUAGUUUUUUUAAAGAAAAGCUAAGCAAGAGAGCCAAAUUUUUAGGAAUCUGAUGGUCAAAAUGGCUGAAAGCAGUAAGCAAGAGUUUGGUUAUUAAAUUUCAACUUUCCGUAAUAUUAAGAAUGUAGCUAAAUGAUGUCCCAAAUUACUUGUAAACUUUUAAGACAUUUAAUAAUUUAAGAAGUAGGUUCAUGUGUUUUCUUAGGUACAAUUCUCCUGAAAUAAUUUUCUAUCUAAAAAAAUGUAUAUCUUUAGCCUUCUCUGCUGGAGAUUAUAAUAGGAAGUUUCAUCAGAUUAUACAAAAUUAUGAUUUUGUAUCAAAAGUAUUCAUGAUGACUCUAUUUGAAAUGAUAUUCAGGGAAAUCACAAUAAUAUAGCAGUAGUUACACAGGGAAAUCCUACAAUGAAAACAUUUGGGACAAUUAGACCUACAGUUACUGUUGAAAAAUUCACCUUUGAUUGCAUAAGGCAAUUACAUGGAUACUUUUAGAUAUAUUUAAAUUUUUAACGUUGAUAUCUAGAGGGUUAUUUGAAAAUAAAAUUAUUUUCCUGUUCAUUGGUUUUGAAAAUUUUAUUUCUACUUUCGGAAGAAAGAUAUAAUAUGGAAAAAUUAUAGAUUUAUUUGUAAUUUAUUAUUGUAGGGUGGUUUUUUUUCUAAUUUCUCCCACAUGUAUUUCUGGUCCCCAGUAAUACUAGCUGAGUUGUAGUGUAUUUUAUAAACGGAAUAAUCUUGGGGAAAAAUUGCGACUCUUCAUUAAAUAAUAUUCUUUAUGUCAUUAGCAUACAAUUUAUGUUAGUAGACAUCUUUAAAUCUCUUUAAUGAGUGAAUCCAUGCAAGCCCCAUAGAACAGUUCCUAGCAUGCAGAAAAUGCCCAAGUAAAUAGCUGUCAUCAUCAUUAUCAUCUUUUAACAUUUUGGGGGACUUUCCAGUUGAAAAGAAAACAUGCUAUGUCAUUUUUAUCCAUUAUCCCUGAAACUUAUUGUGAAAGUUGUGCUGUUUGCUAAGUAAAAUAAAAAAUAAAAAAUUAGCAAUUUA